This is a messenger RNA of Haemonchus placei, 3117 nucleotides long. NCBI's taxonomy places the organism in Eukaryota, Metazoa, Nematoda, Chromadorea, Rhabditida, Trichostrongylidae. The record is from the annotation of a GenBank genome assembly.
GUAGUGCAACUAAGGGUUAACUGGGGCCAGCUGAAAUAUUUCAGAAUCGGCACGAACUGGCUAUCAGGUGAAGAGCGAUCUCGGCUCGAGGCCGUGCAGCGCGACUGGCGCUUAAGCCGUCCAUACAAUGCAAAUGCCACGAAUCGAGUGGGUGUACCUUCAAAGGCAUUACUGAUUUUUUUAAAUGCAGCGAAACCAGUUGCGUCACCAAACGCUGGAGAUGUUGCGCCUUCGGCCAAUGAACAAGUAUCUUCUGAAGUCAAGGUAGCGGCAGUGCCGACAAUAGCAGAUGAAAAGGAGAAGGAGAGAAGGGAUGAAGAGGUGCGUGCAAAGGAGCAGCUAGAGGUUGAUGAUGACUUUGACGCACAAGAAAAGCCUAUUGAUAAAAGCCCCAAUGGGCGUUUUCUUAAAUUCGAUGAGGAACUUGGUCGUGGCUCAUUCAAAACAGUGUAUCGCGGGCUUGACACGGAGACUGGCGUUGCAGUGGCAUGGUGCGAAUUGCAAGAGAGCAAACUUAAUAGGACAGCUCUAAUCUAUAUAUGUAUUUUCAGGCAGAACGGCAACGUUUUCGGAAGAGAAAGUGCGUACCUUGUGAGUUUUAGGUACAUUGUAUUAGUUACGGAAUUGAUGACUUCCGGAACAUUGAAAAUGUAUUUGAAACGUUUUAAAAGGAUUAAUAUCAAGGUGUUGAAAUCAUGGUGCCGGCAAAUCCUAAAGGGCCUUUCGUUUUUGCAUUCUCGAAAUCCACCAGUCAUUCAUAGAGAUCUGAAAUGUGACAACAUCUUUAUCACUGGAACCACGGGCAGCGUCAAAAUAGGCGAUUUGGGACUAGCUACGCUCAAAAACAAGUCUUAUGCAAAAAGUGUCAUAGGAACGCCUGAAUUCAUGGCGCCCGAAAUGUACGAGGAGAUGUAUGAUGAAUCAGUAGACGUGUAUGCUUUCGGUAUGUGCCUAUUAGAAAUGGUCACUGGAGAGUAUCCAUACACAGAGUGUCAGUUUCCGGCUCAAAUAUACCGAAAAGUCACUACGGGUGUGAAGCCAGAGUGUUUCAAUAGGAUUCCUCAGCAGUAUCCAGAGAUCCGUGAAAUAAUUGACCGAUGUAUCAGUGUUAUCGAUGGUCUCUUAAAUAUACGACGGGAAGAAAGAAGUACUGUGAAGCAGUUGCUUGCUGAUGACUUCUUUACGCCGGAAGAACUAAUUGGAAUCAGAGUUGAGAUUAAGAAUCGGGACUUAGAUCUUGCUGAAUUGAACGUAGAGAUUCAGAUGCAGUUGCGAGUCUACGAUGAAAAGAAGCGGAAACAAUAUCGGUUUAAAGAAAAUGAAGGGUUGCAGUUUGCGUUUGAUAUUGAAAACGACACGGCUGAAGAGGUUGUGCAACAGAUGAUUGAACAGCAGCAUAUUCCUGACGAGGAUACCAAGAUGAUUACAAAGUUGAUCAAAGACAAGGUGGAAAGCUUCAAGAGGGACAGGGAGUUUAAAAUCGCUGAGUUGAAGAGGCAGCGUGAAGAAGAAGAACGUCAGCGAGAAGAGCAGGCAAUCAAAGAAGAGAUGAAAGCUCGGGCAAAAGAGAAAGAACGUCUCGAAGCAGAACAUGUAUGUUCCCGCAUAAUGUUCGAUUUUCUAACAACGCUUCUACAGAGAGAAUCAGCUUCGGGAGCAGCUGCAGUCGCGGCUGAACCGUCCCAGCCCCCAAACGCUCAACAACCUGUGGUGUCGCCGCCUAUGACUUCGUCUACAUUGCCUUCUGUGCAUCAAACUACUUCAGCUGUAGCAUCUGCAAUAUCUGCGGACAAAACUGCUCCCCAGUAUGCAACAUCUGUGCCAUCUCCGGACGAAUUUCCUGAUGCGCAGACCAUUUCGGCUCAUGAAGAGAAAAAGAAAGCAAAGAGAAAGAUCGUUCUAGAGGUCUUGAAGGUGGAUGAUUUGGUUUCUUGCAAACUUGACACUGCACAUAAAACCGUGACUUUCCAAUUCGCCCCGGAUUCCGAUAAGCCUUCUGUGAUUGCUGAGAAACUGGUGAGUUAUUUUUCAAACAAUAAGGCUCAGGUUACCCCAUCAACGGUCAAUGCUGUGUCACCUGGUUCGCAUCCUACUGCGGCAGUCGAAACCACCACACUCCCUCCUGUGCCUCAAGCUCAAGCACAACAGCUCAGUCCACCUGCUCCUGCGAUGUUGUCGAACGGAUCGUCACCAAGUACCACGGCUCACUCGAAUACAUCUUCUGUGACAAGUACCACAAGCACUGGAAGCAGAUUUAAGGUGCAUUUCACAGGUCUGCCAUUAACUUCAAUGUUUUUACUGGAUUCUCUCAGGUGCAAAGCGUACCGGUACAAGCAACACUUGCCCCGACAUCCUCCGUUGAGUCAGGUUUCUCUUCUUCAACAUCCACAAGAUGAGUCGCCGUCUCCGGAACGAAGGAUAGGAGGGCUGGUUAUGGAAUCAAAUGGUACAACAACCCAAUUGUUGCCCUCAAGCACAGCACCAGAUCUGACGCAGCGCCUACGUGCCAUGGACAGUCUGGCUGCGUUCAAGAAUCUGGAGAGCGCACUGUCGUGCACUCUCGGGACAUCGAGCAUGCGGCCAAGCGUCUGCCGAGACGACGCUUCGACGCAUCGCGACGAUGCAUCGAGCUUGUGCGGUAGUGGUGCUAUGUUUCAUGUCGGUACACCACCCAUCUUCAGUCCAUUGCCGACUUCAGAUUCAGAUUUCGACUGCCAGGUCCUUAUUUACCUUAUAAAUAUCUUAUUUCAACUUCAUCUUCGUGAGCAGCAGCGACUCGAACUGGAAGAGCUCCGUGCUCGACAACGUCAAUUGCGUAUGAUCAGGGCUGCGACCGCAGCACCAGAGGGACCGUGUGGCGAUCCAAUGUCACAAAGCCUCCAGAGCACUCAUCAUCAUCAUUAUCGUCCCCAGGCUUCUGCGUUGUCGUUGCCAGCCAGUCCACCACCAAUCAUGUCCAACACGCAGCUGCUGGCAAUUCAUGGCUCGUCGUCGUCUUCGACUCCGGCUUCCGGCUCUUCAACAACAACUGGUGACGGUCCGUCGCAAACAAAUAUCACCUUCGACGGUCCAAACCGUCAAAGGGACAACUAUUCGGCGCCGCCUCCGCACAGCUAA